AUGGCUUCCACGGAGGGCCACGGAGGCAGCCCCUGCGGCUUCGCGCGCCAGAACUCGGGCAACUCGCUGUCCCUGGACUUCGAGCCCGAGGCCGAGUACCGCUUCGUGGAGACGCUGGAGGAGCGCUACAAGUGCGCGCGCUGCCGCGCCGUCCUGCACAACCCGCACCAGACCGGCUGCGGCCACCGCUUCUGCCAGCGCUGCAUUCUGGCGCUCAGAGAAUUAAACACCGGGGCCCUCUGCCCGGUAGAUAAGGAGGUCAUCAGGUCUCAGGAGGUGUUUCGGGACAACUGGUGCCGGAGAGAGGUGCUGAACCUCUACGUGUAUUGCAAAAACGCCCCCGGGUGCCAAGCCAAGAUCAUUCUGGGACGCUACCAGGCCAAGCGGGCGAGCCUGCCGAAGCACGAGCACUCGGCCCUCCAGGACCACAUGCGUCUGGUUUUGGAGCAGAACCAGCGGCUGGAAGAGCAGAUUUCAGGUUUAUACAAGAGCCUGGAGCAGAAAGAGAGCAAAAUCCAGCAGCUUGAGGAAACCGUGCAGAAGUUUGCCAAGGAGUUCACGCAGUUCACGGAGCUGUUUGGCAGAAACGGAACCUUCCUCUCCAACAUGCAGGUUCUGACCAACCACAUGGACAGGUUCUUGUGGCUGGAGGCUCAGGUACGCCAGCUGUUACAGACGGUCAGCCAGCAGCCCGCCAAGCUGGACCUGAGGCCUCUGGCGGAGGAAGUGGACACGCUGAAACUCAAGGUCGCCCUGCUGGAAACCAAUGACCACCGCCUAGGAGUCCUGGAGGGGGAGACCCACCGGCACGACAUCCACAUCAGCAUCCACCAGGCGCAGCUGAGCAGCAACGAGGAGCGGUUCCGGGAGCUGGCGGGGGCCUGCUACCGCGGGAAGCUCAUCUGGAAGGUCACGGACUACAGGGCCAAGAAGCGGGAGGCGGUGGACGGGCACACGGUGUCCAUCUUCAGCCAGCCCUUCUACACCAGCCGCUGCGGCUACCGCCUGUGCGCCCGGGCCUACCUCAACGGCGACGGCACCGGCAAGGGCACCCACCUGUCGCUCUACUUCGUGGUGAUGCGCGGCGAGUUCGACGCCCUGCUGCCCUGGCCCUUCCGGCAGAGGGUGACGCUGAUGCUCCUGGACCAGAGCGGCAAGAGGAACCACGUCACCGAGACGUUCAAGGCCGACCCCAACAGCAGCAGCUUCAAAAGGCCCGACGGGGAGAUGAACAUCGCCUCCGGCUGCCCCCGCUUCGUGGCCCACGAGACGCUGGAGAGCGCCAAGGGCCUCUACAUCAAGGAGGACACCCUGUUCCUGAAGGUGGCCGUGGACCUGAGUGACCUGGACGACCUCUAGCCACAGGCCGGUGCGCUGUCGGCGACGGUGACAGCAGAUCCCGAGGGCAGGUGGGACCUGGCGCGGAUGAGAACCCGUCCAAAGGCGGGAGCCAACCCCGCCCGCCCACACUCCCGCUGCGUCAGAGAGUCCACCCCAGCGGGCGCCGACCGCGCUGGCCGGAGGGCCAGGGACCGAGUCCAGUCACCGGUGCCGAGGUGGGCACGGGGUGGGACUGGAACUCGGGCACGCUGACUCCCUCUUGCUCGCGAGUCAGCCUUGCGCCCUGAUCACCAGCCUUUGCGACCAGUUAUAGGCGGCU
Condylura cristata (star-nosed mole) is the source of this 1660-nucleotide messenger RNA. RefSeq names its product TNF receptor-associated factor 5 (gene TRAF5). Gene Ontology annotation, cellular component: plasma membrane signaling receptor complex. Gene Ontology annotation, biological process: positive regulation of JNK cascade; positive regulation of canonical NF-kappaB signal transduction; tumor necrosis factor-mediated signaling pathway. The transcript is spliced from 7 exons. NCBI's taxonomy places the organism in Eukaryota, Metazoa, Chordata, Mammalia, Eulipotyphla, Talpidae. Gene Ontology annotation, molecular function: zinc ion binding; thioesterase binding; tumor necrosis factor receptor binding. The record is from RefSeq and is a predicted model, not a curated record. Bases 1 to 1359 code for a protein of 452 amino acids.